ACAGGAGACUAAAGCCUUGCGUGCAAGGACAGACAAGAUGUGCUUCACCCCUGUUUCUCCAGGAUCCGGUUCUACGUGUCCAUCCGUGAUUCUGCCGGGGAGAGACGGUACCAGUCUGGAACGGGAAGCAAUCUGAGAAAACAUUAACGGGAGAAUCCCAAGGGGGGGCGGUGGAGGUGGUGGCAGUGGAUGAGUGGGUUUCAGAAAUCCAUAAAGGUGGCUGCUGUUGGAAAUCUGUUUCUCGGAUUUGCACUCGGAGAAAGGAGAUACUGUUUCCUUGCUUUUCAUGUUUUAAAGAAAAGCUUUUUUUUUUUGUUUCCCUUCGCUACCCCCCUUCUUAUGUAUUUCUUGGCACUGCAGUAACUGGCAAGGGAACAGCUGAAUAGAAAGAGGCUGGCACUGCCUGGAGUUAUGCCAAGGCAGAUUGGGAGAGAUGCCCACUGCGGAGCUAAACAUGCAGUGAAUGGCAAUACCAUGGUAGAGCCUUUUCCAGAAGGAAUGGAAAAGGUUAUUUUUGGGAUGGGCUGCUUCUGGGGAGCGGAGCAGCGCUUCUGGAGGAAGUCAGGAGUUUUCUCCACGCAGGUUGGAUAUGCUGGCGGCUGCACACCAAACCCUAACUACCAGGAAGUCUGUUCAGGUAUGACAGGACACACAGAAGUGGUGCGAGUGGUCUAUGACCCGCAGGCAGUCAGCUACAAGGAGCUCCUGAAAAUAUUCUGGGAGAGUCACAACCCUACACAAGGUAUGAGGCAGGGUAAUGACGUGGGGACGCAGUAUCGCUCCGCUCUCUACACCUACACACCCCAACAGAUGGAGCUGGCAUUACAGACCAAAGAGGCGUAUCAGCAGGAGUUGACCAAAAAGGGUGUUGGUGUCAUCAGCACUGAAAUUCUCGAGGCUCCAGAGUUUUACUAUGCAGAGGAUUACCACCAGCAGUACCUCCAUAAGGUUCCCAAUGGCUACUGCGGACUGAAAGGCACAGGGGUCAGCUGUCCGAUGGGACUGGGCAAAAAAGAGGAGCUGUAACUGUAAAGUUCUUUUAAGCAGUACAUCCCCAUGCUCAGAGAAGAAAAGCCCAGUUGCACAGGUAGCAACAUGCUCAGAUAGGGUGGAUACUUAAUACUCAUUCUGCAACCUUCUACAGUUCAAUGAGACAUGUUUACAUACAGAGACACUAGCUCUGAUGCUUGUUUCAAAGAGGAUUCUGUCUGUGUGCAUCUGUAUAUAUAUUUGGGUUGUUUAGAAAACCUAAAUGUUUCACAUUUGAAAAAUAGAUCUGUAAAGAUAAUUUUAAGGAGCAUUUUGUAUUUAUUUUUUUGAUCAAACCCUCUUAAAACCUGACCAAAAUAUCAGAACAGCAUGCUCAUUAAGAAUGGAUUGAAUGAAUAUAUAUGAAUUGAAUAUAUAUAUAUAUAUAUAUAUAUAUAUAUAUAUAUAUAUAUAUAUAUAUAUAUAUAUAUAAUUUUUUUAAAGAUGCAAGCUUGCUGCUAGGGCCACACUCUGUCACUUCGUAUAAUUAUUGUUUAUCUUUCUGUGUCUCAAAAGCUCUCCUAAAAUGUUUUUCAAGAGAGCCUUAUAAGACAACUCAAGGUGAAACAACAGCUACUUUCCUAGAGAAUGAUCCUUUCUCGUUGCUUCUGGAGCCAAAAAAGCCACCGCUUUCCAUCAUGCAGUGCAGCACCGUAUCCUCUUGAAUCACAAGCUUCAAAUUCAUAGAAUUUGUUUUUCCGCGCCUUCUUUUCACAUUUAUGUUGAUUAAGUGAAGUUACGGAAGUGUAGAGAACAACAGCUAUUUGAUUUGAAUCGCUGAUGUAUUCGAUCUGUACAGAUCCAGUAGAUCAGAUGUUUUGAGAUGCCUUGGAAAUAUCUUGUAUUUGGGGAGUCAAUGCUUGGAUAUGUGUUGCCUUAAAUAAAAAGUCUUCCUUGCAAACAGA
This is a messenger RNA of Acipenser ruthenus (sterlet), 1934 nucleotides long. RefSeq names its product peptide methionine sulfoxide reductase MsrA 1-like. The record is from RefSeq and is a predicted model, not a curated record. Gene Ontology annotation, biological process: cellular response to oxidative stress. The transcript is spliced from 6 exons. Gene Ontology annotation, cellular component: cytoplasm. Gene Ontology annotation, molecular function: peptide-methionine (S)-S-oxide reductase activity. The coding region runs from base 412 to 1026 and encodes 204 amino acids. NCBI's taxonomy places the organism in Eukaryota, Metazoa, Chordata, Actinopteri, Acipenseriformes, Acipenseridae.